Funneliformis mosseae is the source of this 483-nucleotide messenger RNA. The record is from the annotation of a GenBank genome assembly. Lineage: Eukaryota; Fungi; Glomeromycota; Glomeromycetes; Glomerales; Glomeraceae.
GAUACAUUUUUAAAUAUGAAAGAAGAAUUGAAUAUUCAGGAUAAAGACUCAGAAGCACUACCGAAUAUUCAAGACAAAGAGUUUGAAGAACUAUUAACGUAUAAUAGUGCAGAAGAUUUCUCCAAUGCAGAUAGUAUAUCUGAUAAAGUUGUGGAUAUAGAAGCGGAUACAGAAGAGGAUGCGAAACUUUUUGUUGUCAAAGUUUUUCAAAAUUGGAAUCAUGCUUCAAAAUUUAUGAAAAAGUACGUUGCUAUCAAGGGUCAUGGACAUAUUGGUCAUGAAUUUUAUUCAUCAGCAGUUCGAUUUGUUCCAUUAUUACGCAAAUUACCCAAGGAAGUCAUUCAAGAGAUUCAUUUUUUAACUGUUGUUGCUAAAGCAAAUGCAAUAAUUCACAAGUUUCAUCGUGAAGUGACAUCGGAUGAAGCAGACACUGGAAUUUUACUAAGAAGAUUAUAUGAUAAAAAGACGGAAGAUCCACGUUGA